This is a messenger RNA of Rotaria socialis, 2877 nucleotides long. Lineage: Eukaryota; Metazoa; Rotifera; Eurotatoria; Philodinida; Philodinidae. The record is from the annotation of a GenBank genome assembly.
AUGGCAUCUGCAGGUAAGCCGUCGCAUCUUGUUAUUCGAGAACCGAAACAACGAUGCGUUGAAAAUCUUAUUCUUGUGUGGUAUGAUCCAAGUGUAAAUAGUGAUGAGGAUGAAAGACGAGCUCGCAAAACUAUCAGUGAGUUCCAGCACAUCAUCAGUUGGAAUCUAUUACUCAAUGAUCACAAAACAUGCGUCGAAUUUCUCACUCGAGUCAUUAAAGAUCAAAGAGCUUUCUUUGUCAUUUCAUCUUCAACCUCGCCCAGUGAUGCUCACAACAUGAUUUGUUCAAUUCAUCAUCUUGUUUCAAUUGAUUCUAUCUAUGUUAUGGGUGCGACGAUGAUACAUGAAGAUUUUCCACGAAAGGCGAAGAGCGGUUUCCUUCACACAAGUGUUCUGAGUGAACAGCUUCAAAAGGAUGUCAAACAAUGUGAACAAGAUCUUGUUCGAGUAAAUAAGCAAGGUGGAUCCUCUUUCAUGUAUUCUCAAUUACUGAAAGAGAUUCUUGUUGAAAAUAUCGAUAAAUCCACAUUAUUUGUAAUGAUAUAUGCUCACUUUUGUCGUUUAAACUAUGACGGGAAUGCCCAAGAAUUGCGUAUGAUCGACGAAUUUGAAAAAACUUAUGGGAAAGCACAGCACUACUCGCCUAUUUGGUGGUAUACUCGACGGUGUUUUGUCUCACGCACACUCACUCGUGCCAUUACUCGUUUGGAUGUGGAAAUUUUAUCUGUCAUUCACUUUUUUAUUCGAGAUCUUCACAAUCAACUCGUCAAAAUUCACGCUGAAAAUUCAAAGUAUGAGAAACCAUUUAUUGUUUAUCGCGGGCAAGGAAUGCAGCAAGACGACUUCGAGCGUAUCUUGAACAAGAAAGACACUUGUGUUGCCUUUAAUAACUUUUUGUUUACGACCACGGAACGACAAGCUGCACUCGAUUCGGCUCAAAAUACACUUGACAGAAAUCUGACAGCCGUUCUGUUUGAAAUGCAUAUUGAUCCAUCAUUAAAUAAUAUCAGUCCAUUUGCACGAAUAGGACAGUUAAGCUGUGCAAAGAAGAACAAAAAUCAAAUUCUCUUCUCUAUGCACGCUACUUUUCACCUCGAAACUAUUGAACAAUCUGACAGUAGUGUAUGGAAUGUCAAAUUGAAAUUGUGUAACACUCCAAAUGAUCCACUCAUCGAUCGUAUGCGGGAAAGAACGAAAGGAAAGAAUGUUCUAUUUCGAAUGGGUGCACUGUUCAUCGAAAUGGGUGAGUUUGACAAAGCUCGAGAAAUUUAUUCGUCGAUGCUUGUUGGAGGAGUUUCGAAAGAUGAUUUUCAUACUCAAGCUCAUCUUCAAAAUCGAUUGGCCUUCAUUUUUGAACAGAUAGAUAGAACAGACUUCUCACAGUAUCAUUACAAUGAAUAUCUCAAUUUGAUAAAGAAGCAUGCGCUAAAAAAUGAGUUUGAAUGCGCAAAUUUACAAGAGGUAGAUUGUUCUGAGAUUGUUAAAGUGGCGGCCUCGCCCGUGUAUUCAUCGCAAAAACAAGAUGGGUGGUUAUCCGAUAGUGACUCGAGAAAAUUCUCUCAAGUUGGCCUGAUAGUUGGUGAAGCAAGAUCCACGAUGCAAAAAGAAAAAUGUCACGCAACAUCAACAUUACCAACAAACAGUUUGGCAGAAGGAAUGGUUGGUUUUGCUUCUAUUUCAGAAGAAAUAAGGCUGCUAGAGUGGGGGCAAAAUAAUCAAAAGAGUAGUAUAUUAAAUGAGCCGAUAUCUGAGAAAAAGCCAGAAGAAACAAAUAAAUGCAAGAAAAACAAAAAACAUAAGAAAAAGAAGCAGAUUUCUUUGAUUACAAAAGGAUUUGAAGAUGUCACUGAUACAUUAGACAACGAGAGUCCACAAUCUCACCAGCCGGCUUUUCCAUCAGCAAAUGAAAAUGAAGAAAAAUUAGAAAAGGAAUUUUGGAGUUCUGAAUUCGGUCACACGAAUCAAACUCAACAACAGGCUUUACAUUUCUUGAAGCAAUCGUCACGACGCGAUCAUCAUCGAAGACUUGAUUUAACUCAACAACUGAAAAGAAAACCGCGUAUAGUCGUACAAGUUGGUGGUAAUGGUUGUGGUCGGCUUGCUGCAUCAAAAAAUUCUGUUUUGUUUUCGCCGUCUAAUACAACCGUACUGCUAUCGCCAUCUCCGUCGCACGAGCUCUAUUACAUUAAUAGACACGGAAACAAAUUACAAAUAGAGUUGAACAAUGAAAAAAGAAUUGGAAUUCAAGCUGUUUGUUGGUCAUCUUAUUUGGAAAAAUUUAUUGUACUAACGGCAGAUAAGAUUAAAAGAGUUUACACAUUUGACGAGAAAAAGGUAACAACUAAUAACAGCCAACACAUGGAAGAUAUUCCAGAUUCAAUAGAUCGAGAGUACGAAAGUUGUACGUGCUCGGAUCAAAUAUUUCUGGUCACUUACAAAGGAUUCAAUCCGAUUAUUGAUCAAUGGCAGUUGUCAAAUUGGAAGCGCACAAAAUUAUGGCAGCCGCCCAUAUCGUGCGGAAAUUUAGAAAUGAUUCAACAUAUACGAUUUUCGCAAAAUAAUAGCUUACACAUUGGAUUGAUAAUCAAUGAGUUUGAAACAUAUCGAUUUGAGUUACGGAAUUAUUUGACUAUGGAGUGCCUACAAACUGUCGCUUUUAAUGAGAGUAAUCAGAUAAAUACACCAGUACCAAUUUCUUUAUCGACUGGUGAAUGGCUUUUUACAGCUACUAUGAUAACCUUUAUUUCAAAAAAUAUAAUAGCAAGAUUACCUAUCGAAUAUGGCAAUGAUGUUGAGAACGCGGUACAAUUCAACCAAGAUUGUCUUGUACUAAAAACGACAGAUGGAAAUUUAAGGUUUUACAAUUAUCAUGAUUAA